GAAAAUAGAUUGCGUUUUUGUCCUUAAUAUGAGUAGUGUUCGGUAAUACCAAUAUCAAUGAAAACGUACUGAUGGCGUUCGCUUCUUAGUUCCUACAGGAGUAUUCUAUCGAAAAGUUCUACAUAAGUAGAAUAAACUGUUAUUAACUAAUCGUUAGAUAAUGGAGAACAGUCCAAAUGCUUUAAAAAGAUUUGCAAAUGCUGUUUUUAACGUAAUUGAUGCACCUGUUGUAUUUUUUCGAGAGAAAAUCGUUGAACCUAAUCAACAGAAGUAUCCUUGGUAUCAUCAAAAAUUCCGGCGUGUUCCAACUAUUGAUGAAUGUUAUACAGAUGACAUAGUUUGUUUCGUUGAAGCUAAUCUUCAAUUUGAACGCGAUAAGGCUGUAGAUGAUGCUAUUUUGUCUAUUUUGAGAAUUCGAUAUGAAGAAUGUGCUAUGCACCAUGGACUUGAUGAUAGAGAAAUUUGUAUUCCUCUGAGAAGAAUCUAUGAAGAAGCUAGUGGAGCUUGGUUUGCAAAAUAUGGUGAUUUACCUCCUACACUUAAUGUACAACAAGCGUUUAUGAAACAAAAGCAUCGUAUGGUUUGGGAACGAAGACAUGGUCCUGUAGGUAGCGGAAUGAAGACAUAAAUAUUAUCCCGAUAUCGUAGAAAAAGGAUUUAAUACAAAAUGCAUACUUUUAGUUAAAGAAGUUAGUAAUAAUAAACAUACAUGGAUACAUAAAUAUUGUAUAAAACUUAAUAAAAUAAAAGUAAGUUAUAUAUGA
Messenger RNA from Polistes canadensis, 764 nucleotides. RefSeq names its product NADH dehydrogenase [ubiquinone] 1 beta subcomplex subunit 10 (gene ND-PDSW). The record is from RefSeq and is a predicted model, not a curated record. The coding region runs from base 161 to 628 and encodes 155 amino acids. The transcript is spliced from 4 exons. Lineage: Eukaryota; Metazoa; Arthropoda; Insecta; Hymenoptera; Vespidae.